UCCCUUCCAACCCAAAGUGUUCUAGGAUUUUGUGGCUCUCUGAACUCAUGUCUGUGAGAUCUCCACUGUGGACACAAUUCAUGUGUUAAGACAACCAUGCCCUUAACAGAGCCAGGUGCAAGUGGGUAGGUGGAGCCUGUAAGUAAAAAAGCAUCCGAAGAAGUUUCAAGAAAUCAUUGCUUCUCCUUGCUACAGGACACUUACAAGGAAGCUGCACCUCGGAGUGGUUGGACCAGGCAGUGACCACUGUUUAGUGAAGCACUUAGGGACCGCGUGGAAGCCCAGAAAAUCAACAGGCCAUGGAUAAAAAGAAUGCAGCCUUCAAACAACAUUCUGAAAAAAACAAAAGUACCCCAAAGAAAGAAGGSUUUUCAUUUUCUUUCGUAAAAACGUUUCCAGAAGUUGCUGCGGUGCCUCUCCCACCAGAACCAGAAGAAGCUGCUCUGAURGUAGACCACCUGUUUGAGAAAAAACCUAACUAUGAGCAGGAGGGCUUGGAGAAAGAGUUUUCUGGGGAAGAGGACAAGGCUGCAGAAAACACCUUGAACAACAAGUAUGAGGAAAAGAUCCGACCCUGCAUUGACCUUGUCGACAGCCUGAGAGCUCUUGGAAUAGAAAAGGACCUGUCUUUGCCUGCCAUUGCGGUGAUUGGAGACCAGAGUUCUGGGAAAAGCUCUGUCCUCGAAGCCCUGUCUGGUGUUGCUCUCCCCAGGGGCCAGGGUAUUGUCACUCGCUGUCCCUUGGAACUCAAGCUCAAGAGGUUACCUGAAGGCCAGGCGUGGCAAGGGAAAAUCUGCUACAGGAAUCUUGCCCUGGAGCUCCAGAAUGCCUCUGAGGUGGACAGAGCAAUAAGACAAGCCCAGGAUGUUGUGGCUGGUUCUAGAGGUGCCAUCAGUGGAGAGUUAAUUUCCCUGGAAAUUCGGUCCCCAGAUGUGCCAGAUCUGACCCUGAUUGAUCUUCCUGGAAUUGCCAGGGUGGCCGUGGGGGACCAGCCAAAAGACAUCGGGGACCAGAUCAAAAUGCUACUUAAAAGAGUUAUUGGCUGCAAAGAGACAAUCAAUUUGGUSGUGGUGCCGUGUAACGUGGAUAUUGCAACAACAGAAGCAUUGAAAAUGGCUCAAGAGGUGGAUCCCAGUGGAGAAAGGACACUAGGAAUCCUCACAAAACCCGACCUGGUGGACAAAGGAACCGAAGAAUCCAUCAUCAAAAUACUGCAAAACAGGGUAAUCCCCCUCAAAAAAGGUUACAUGAUCGUGAAGUGUCGUGGGCAGCAGGACAUCCACAACAAACUGACCUUGGCCGCUGCAAUCCAGCAGGAGAAAAUCUUCUUUGAGAGUCACAAACACUUCAGGGUUAUUUUGGAACAAGGAAARGCCACUAUCCCCCAUCUGGCAGAGAAGCUCACAAAUGAGUUGGUGAUGCACAUUAUUAAAACUUUGCCAGCGCUGGAGAGCCAAAUYCGUGAGACCCUCCAUAAAACCCUACAGAUGCUGCAAAGAUACAGUAGAGGCACACCCAAAACAGAGUCUGAGAAGCUGUUUUUCCUCACUGAUCUGAUCAAACUCUUUAACCAAGACAUCUCUCGGACAAUGAGGGGCGAGGAGCAGCUGUUGGGAGAUGAAAUCAGRCUGUUCACGAAGAUCCGCAAGGAGUUCCGGACGUGGGGAGUUGUUCUCCUGGAGUGUGCUGCAAGGGCUAAGAAAACCGUCCCCAGUAAAGUGUGGAAAUACGAAGAUCAGUACCGUGGGCGGGAGUUCCCAGGCUUCAGCAACUACAGGACUUUUGAGGACAUMAUAAAAGAUCAAAUCACAGAACUGGAGGCGCCAGCAAUGGAGGUCCUGAACAACGUGAUGGAACUGGUUGAAGAUAAAUUUAUGAAACUUGUUGCAAGGAAUUUCACUAAUUUUCACAAUUUAAGCAGAGCUGCCAAGAUGAUAAUUGAAGACAAUAGAGAGACACAAGCAGCAGAGGCUGAAAGACAUAUCCGGGCCCAGUUUAAAAUGGAGAGAAUCGUGUACUGCCAGGAUGACCUUUACAUUUGUGAUUUAAAUGCCAUUAAGGAAGAAAACGCUCCCAACAAUACUGUGGGGAAAGAUCGAGCCAUUUUUGCUCCAAAAGAAGAGCCCUCUGUUGUCACGGAAAUGCUUUCUCACACCAAGGCCUAUUUCUCUGGAGCAAGUAAACGCCUCUCCAAUCAGAUCCCUCUGAUCAUCCUGUCUUCUGUCCUUCAUGACUUUGGAGAAAACGUGCAGACCUCAAUGCUGCAGCUUUUGCAAAAUAAAGAGAAGUUAAACUUUCUUCUUGAGGAGGACACUGAAGCUGCUAAACACAGGAACUACCUCAGCCAACGAGUUGAUCGUCUCACCAAAGCCUGCCAGUACCUGAGAGACUUCAGUUUGUCRUAAUUUCUUUGUUUUUCAGGAGAACUUUUUCCUCCUCUUGUCUUCUAGCAUUACUGAAGAGUUUUCUAUAAUCCCAUAAAAAUGUAAUAUCAGCCCAGACCUUUACCACUAAUUUCUAGUGUUCAGUUUUUCUUUCUUUUCCACAAUCAGUUAUAUGCAAACAGCUGCCUUUACAUAAGGGGCCUCACUGGGGGUGUUGUGAUUAAAUAAACAUUAUCCCGUUUUUAAACAUUUGCGAAUGAACUCUGUGCAACUGAAACACUGAAAUAAUCAUUAAAAAGCUAGCACUCUC
Molecule: messenger RNA, 2694 nt
Organism: Malurus melanocephalus (red-backed fairy wren)
Lineage: Eukaryota; Metazoa; Chordata; Aves; Passeriformes; Maluridae
Product: interferon-induced GTP-binding protein Mx-like
Exons: 15
Coding region: 300-2405 (701 amino acids)
Biological process (GO): defense response to virus
Cellular component (GO): nucleus; cytoplasm; membrane
Molecular function (GO): GTP binding; GTPase activity; microtubule binding
Source: RefSeq, a predicted model, not a curated record